Cyprinus carpio (common carp) is the source of this 807-nucleotide messenger RNA. Its product is annotated as CMRF35-like molecule 1. NCBI's taxonomy places the organism in Eukaryota, Metazoa, Chordata, Actinopteri, Cypriniformes, Cyprinidae. Bases 151 to 693 code for a protein of 180 amino acids. The transcript is spliced from 4 exons. The record is from RefSeq and is a predicted model, not a curated record.
UGGAACAGUUUUUCACAGGAACUGAAUAUUUACACAAACCAGUGUCACUGUGAACAUGUCAUGUAGAGCUGAAUGAGGUUAUAGAGAAAGAAAGGGGAAGGAAAUUAUGGUGCUGCACUUUUUCUUUCAGAGCGGAAGAGAAAGACUGUAAUGGUUCUCACACAGAAUUUGGACUCAUAUUUAAGUAAAAUGUUCAGAAUGUGUGUCGUUCUGCUCUUCUUUUCCAGCAUCUGUACAGUUGUUGUUGGUGCUCCAGUUACAGUCACAGGACACACAGGAGAGAGUCUUAACAUCAGAUGCACAUAUAAAUCUGGAUAUGAAUCAAAUCCAAAGUAUUUGUGUAAAGGUGCGUGUAUCUAUGGAAACAGAAUCAUCAUGGUUAAAUCAGGAUCUCCAGCUGAAGACCAGAGAUUCUCUCUGAGUGACAACACGACGGCCAGAGUUUUCACCGUCACCAUCACUGACCUGAGAACAGAGGAUACAGGACAGUACUGGUGUGGAGUGAAGAGGACUGGAACUGAUGUCUAUUCAGAGAUUGUGUUGCUGGUUAAACAGGUUAAUAAGACCACUGAGGAUUCAACUAUCAGUCCUUCUUCAGCAAAACCAUCAUUUUUUCAGCACAACAGAAACAAAUCCACAAUCCAGCAGCAUUACAAUCACAGAUCAGAACAAAUCAACAGAUGCAGUGUCUGAAAUCUACAUCUGUGUUGAAGACUGAAGCUUCAGUUCCCAGAUAUUUGCUUCUUUGUUAUAAUGUGCUUUAAGUUGCUUUGGAUAAGAAAGUGUCUUCAACAGAAAAUAUGAAUU